AUGGCUACCGACAAGGGGCUUGAGGACAUCGAGCAGUCCCAGAUCGAGUCUAACUAUGACGAGACCGUCGACUCGUUCGACGAGAUGAACCUCCGCUCCGAGUUGCUGCGAGGUGUCUACGCGUACGGUUUCGAGCGCCCCUCUGCUAUCCAGCAGCGCGCCAUCAUGCCAGUCAUCAAGGGUCACGAUGUUAUCGCGCAGGCCCAGUCUGGUACCGGCAAGACCGCGACGUUCUCCAUCUCUGUCCUCCAGAAGAUCGACCCCGCCGUGAAGCAAUGCCAAGCUCUGAUUCUGGCUCCUACCCGCGAGCUUGCGCAGCAGAUUCAGAAGGUCGUUGUCGCCAUCGGUGACUUCAUGAACAUCGAGUGCCAUGCCUGCAUCGGUGGAACCAGUGUCCGUGAGGACAUGAAGGCUUUGCAGGAUGGACCUCAGGUCGUUGUCGGCACGCCUGGUCGUGUCCAGGACAUGAUCCAGCGACGAUUCCUCAAGACUGACGGCAUGAAGAUGUUUGUUCUCGACGAGGCUGACGAGAUGCUUUCCCGCGGUUUUACCGAACAGAUCUACGACAUCUUCCAACUGCUCCCCCAGUCGACCCAGGUGGUUCUGCUUUCGGCCACCAUGCCCCAGGAUGUCUUGGAGGUCACUACCAAGUUCAUGCGCGAGCCUGUGCGCAUUCUGGUGAAGAAGGACGAACUUACCCUCGAGGGUAUCAAACAAUUCUACAUUGCUGUUGAGAAGGAGGAAUGGAAGCUCGACACACUUUCCGACCUCUACGAAACCGUCACCAUCACCCAGGCUGUCAUCUUCUGCAACACCCGCAGAAAGGUUGAUUGGCUUACCGACAAGCUGACUGCCCGUGACUUUACUGUCUCUGCCAUGCACGGCGAUAUGGACCAGUCGCAGCGCGACCUUAUCAUGAAGGAGUUCCGCUCGGGUUCUUCUCGUGUUCUGAUCGCCACCGAUCUGCUCGCCCGCGGUAUCGAUGUUCAGCAGGUGUCCCUGGUUAUCAACUACGAUCUCCCCGCCAACCGCGAAAACUACAUCCACCGCAUCGGUCGCGGCGGCCGAUUCGGCCGAAAGGGUGUGGCUAUCAACUUUGUCACGGCCGAGGACGUGCGCAUGAUGAGAGAAAUCGAGCAGUUCUACAGCACCCAGAUUGAGGAGAUGCCGAUGAACGUGGCCGACCUCAUCUAA
Molecule: messenger RNA, 1194 nt
Organism: Anthostomella pinea
Lineage: Eukaryota; Fungi; Ascomycota; Sordariomycetes; Xylariales; Xylariaceae
Source: the annotation of a GenBank genome assembly